Molecule: messenger RNA, 748 nt
Organism: Euleptes europaea (tarantolino)
Lineage: Eukaryota; Metazoa; Chordata; Lepidosauria; Squamata; Sphaerodactylidae
Product: leucine rich adaptor protein 1-like
Exons: 2
Coding region: 1-651 (216 amino acids)
Biological process (GO): positive regulation of canonical NF-kappaB signal transduction
Source: RefSeq, a predicted model, not a curated record
AUGGAAGACCGCCGCCUGCCAGAUCUGCAUCACGUCGAGCUCAAACUGGGGCGCAAAGUCCCCGAGAGCCUCGUGCGCUGCUUGCGGGGGGAGGAGCCGGAAGCCGGCCGCGCCGAGAAGGACGGCGGCGAGCGGCCCAGCGGAGGGCCGGGGCCCGCUCCCGCCGGCUUCCCCACCUCCUCGGCCCCGAGAGCCCCCAUCGUACUCCGCGGCAACAGCUCCAGCGCCAUAGAGCGGCUGGAGACCAAGCUCCACCUCCUCCAUCAAGAAAUGGUUGAUCUCCGAGCCACCGACAUUAAGCUCAUGCGCCAGCUGCUGGUCAUCAAUGAAAGCAUUGAAUCGAUCAAGUGGAUGAUGGAAGAGAAAGGAGCCAUCCCCAGCAGAGGCAGCAGCCUGAGCGGCAGCUUCUGCAGCCUGCUGGAGAGUCAAGAGACCUCUUUGAGAGGCAGCUACAACAGUUUGCAGGACAGUAGUGACGGACUAGAUGGCAUCUCCGUGGGAAGUUAUUUGGACACUUUGGCAGAUGAUAUCCCUGGGCGACACACUCCUUCAGACAUGGACCAGUUCAGUGACUCUUCUUUUAUAGAUGACUCACAGUCCUUACAUAAAUAUCCCAAGCUUGAGUCUGAUGAGUACUACUGCUUUGGUUAAUUAAAGAAGAAGAAGCUUAAUGACGGACAAACAUGCACUUGUAUUUAUGACUUUUCCAUGCUGCUAUUUGUGUUAAGCAAUUUAAAAGCACCUUUAU